CGACGAGUAACCGCGAUCGCGUGUACACAUUCACUUAACACUUAAACUUUUUAUUUCUUUUAAAUUUGUAAUUUAAUUUCUUUUUGUUUUUUUUAUAAUUUUCGGUAGACAAAAAAAUUUUUAAAUUAAAAAAUUGCUCUGCGCAUUCUAUUGCGCAAGUGAUUUUUUAAAAUAUUUCAAAUACAUUUUUAACUGGUAACUGAUGUUAUAAAUUUAUAAUUUCGCAAUAAGACAGCCGUAACUACUGGAUCUGUGUGAUAUAUUAUUGUCUCGAGAUUCUCGAUCUACUCAAUUUAAACUCUAUAUAUAUAUUUUUACUCAAGAUAAAUAAAAAUAAAAAUGGCCCGACCAAAGAGAUGGAAGAGUUGCAUGUCUGAAAAUUUAUUGACUUUGCUGACAGUCGCGGGUGUAUUGGCUGGUGUUGCGCUCGGAUUUAUAUUACGAGCAUCAAAAACAACACCAUGGACCCAACGUGAGAUAAUGUACGUUAAUUUCGCUGGAGAUCUCUUUCUUCGGAUGCUAAAAGCUCUUAUACUUCCUCUGAUCGUCGGGAGUAUCGUCGCCGCCAUCGGAAGUCUGGAUCUCAGUUUAUCUGGAAAAAUUGGUAUGCGAUCGGUGUAUUACUACGGCACGACAACAAUAACAGCAGUAACCCUAGGAAUUAUUCUCGUACUAUUAAUUCGGCCUGGUGUUAUAAGUGACCCAAAUGGUGUUUUCAUAACAGAGCCCGGCGAUUACAAGCCACCGAGAAAUAUCACAACCACCGAUACCCUUCUAGAUUUAGUCAGAAACAUUUUCCCAUCGAAUUUAGUUCAAGCAUGUACAAAAUACUAUCAAACGGACUUGAUUUAUCCAAAAAAUAUGACUGGAGUGGAGAGUAUGUACGACUGGAAAAUUAGUCAUUCUUAUGGUGACGGUACCAACACACUGGGUCUGGUAAUAUUCGGAAUUAUUAUGGGCAUAACGAUCGGCAAGAUGGGAGAACAGGGAAAGCCACUUUUGGAUUUUUUUACUUCGCUCGCUGACGCAAUGAUGAUAAUUACCAAUUGGGUAAUAUGGAUUUCGCCGCUCGGUGUUAUGUUCUUGGUAGCCUCGAAGCUCUUGGAGAUUAACGACUUCGGAGCAGUGGUGGGAACACUGGGGUGGUACUUUAUGACAGUACUGCUAGGGUUAUUCAUCCACGGGUUCGGGACAUUAUCAGUGAUCUACUUCGUAUGCACACGAGAACUUCCAUUCAAAGCCAUAAGUCAAAUGGGUCAAGUAGCUGUUACGGCUUUCGGGACAGCUUCGAGUUCCGCGACUCUUCCAAUCACGCUCCAGUGUCUCGAUGAUAUGGGCCUGGAUCCAAGAAUCACAAGAUUUGUUGUACCAAUUGGUGCGACAAUUAAUAUGGAUGGUACUGCAUUGUAUGAAGCUGUCGCAGCUAUUUUUAUUUCACAAGUCAGAGGAAUUGAAAUGUCAUUAAGUAAAGUUAUAGGUGUAAGUGUUACAGCAACUGCUGCCAGUAUAGGAGCUGCAGGUAUUCCUCAAGCUGGUUUAGUGACAAUGGUCAUGGUACUUGAUACCGUUGGUUUACCAGCUGAAGAUGUAUCAAUAAUUAUUGCCGUUGAUUGGCUUUUAGACCGAUUCAGAACGACAAUAAACGUAGUUUGUGACGCACUUGGGGCUUGUAUUAUUGAAAAAAUGAGCAGAGGUGAGCUCGAUGCAGCCACAGCAAAACAGCAAGAGGAAGCUGUUGAACUUACGCACUUGAGUAAAACCGAAGUAUAAAUAAAUAAAUAUAGAUAAUAUUAUUUUUAAAUAUUAUACAUUAUAAUGUUUAAAAUUUUGAUUAUCCAUACGGAUAUUUAUUGAGUCCUGCAAGAUACUUACAUCGUAAGCAUCGUUCCGGUGCUAAUUUACCAGUUACUAUUUCUUUAAAAUAAUAAGAAAUAUAAAUAUUUAAAUACUCAUUUAUCUUGCCA
Messenger RNA from Microplitis mediator, 1964 nucleotides. RefSeq names its product excitatory amino acid transporter 3 (gene Eaat1). The coding region runs from base 340 to 1770 and encodes 476 amino acids. Gene Ontology annotation, biological process: L-glutamate transmembrane transport. Gene Ontology annotation, molecular function: glutamate:sodium symporter activity; L-glutamate transmembrane transporter activity; neutral L-amino acid transmembrane transporter activity. The transcript is spliced from 11 exons. The record is from RefSeq and is a predicted model, not a curated record. Gene Ontology annotation, cellular component: plasma membrane. NCBI's taxonomy places the organism in Eukaryota, Metazoa, Arthropoda, Insecta, Hymenoptera, Braconidae.